AUGAACGAAACAUUCAGUGACGCCAUUGGCAAGUACAUAGAAGUUUACAUGGAUGACCUGGUGAUUAUGAGCAAAGAAGAAGGCAAGAUGCUGGUCAACAUCCAAAAGACCUUCAACACGCUACGCAGCGUAAGUAUCAAGCUGAACCCAGCAAAGUGCUCAUUCGGAAUGGAAGAAGGAAAGUUCUUAGGCUUCAUCGUCACAAAAGAUGGUUUUAAGGUAAAUCCAGAAAAGGUCCAAGCCAUAGAAAGGAUGCCUUCACCGUCAAACAUCAAAGACAUGCAAAAAUUAGCAGGACGAUUAGCCGCACUCAAUCGUUUCCUAGCUAAUCACGCUGCAAAAUCCUUCCCAUUCAUCAAGACCUUGCGCAAUUCUUCCGAUAGGGCAGUCGGGGCUGUACUGCUCGUCGAUCGUCAAGGUGUCCAAACACCAGUUUACUAUGUGUCGCGAACCUUGACCGAUCCAGAAACUCGAUAUGCAAUCAUGGAGAAGCUAGUCCUUGCACUGAUUCACGCUUCAAGACGGCUGCGCAGAUAUUUUGCCAAUCACGUCAUCCACGUGCUAACAAACUACAACAUUGGAAAUAUCCUUGCAAGGCCAGAGAUAUCAGGAAGGCUAGCCAAAUGGGCAAUAGAGCUGGGAGGCCACAACGUGGUUUUCAGACCACGACCAUCGAUCAAAGGCCAGGUGUUAGCAGAUUUUAUGACGGAAGUCCCAGACGACAAAGACAGGGAAUGUAAAGCGAUGGAGAAAGCUGAGAAAAAACAAACAGAAGAACCAUGGCUGUUGUACACAUAUGGUGCAUCUAACGAAGAUGGAGCAGGCGCAGGGCUGAGGCUGGUAAGCCCUGACAAACACGAAUUCACAUACGCCAUACGCCUGGAUUUCAAGAGCACAAACAACGAAGCAGAGUACGAAGCUUUCCUGGCUGGCUUACGAUUGGCGAUCAAAAUGUGGGUCCGACACAUCGAAGCGCAUGUGGACUCCAUGUUAGUAGCAGGCCAAAUCAACGGCCAAUACGAAGCCAAGGGCGAUAUAAUGGCACUCUACCUCAACCAAGCGAAAACGUUGCUACAAACCUUCUAUUCCUACAAGGUGCACCACAUAAACCGAAGCGAAAACAAGCCAGCAGAUGCACUAAGCAAGCUCGCAUCAACAAGCUUCCAGCACCUAGCAAAGGAUGUGCGCAUAGAGGUUUUGAGCAACCCAUCCGUUCCACUCAGAGAAGUAAGUGUCAUCCAGACAGGAACAACGUCCUGGAUGACGCCGAUAAUCAUGUACUUGCAGUCUGAGAUACUUCCAGAAAACAAAGCCGAGGCGCGAAAGAUCCAAUACAAAUCAGAACAUUAUCAGAUGGCAGAUGGGAUUCUGUACCGAAAGUCGUAUCUCGGCCCGCUACUGAGAUGUGUUGACGCCGACGACGCAAAUUACCUAAUCCGGGAAGUUCAUGAAGGAAUUUGUGUUAUCCAUGCCGGGCCUCGAAUGGUGGUGGCAAAAGUAAUGAAUGCCAGAUACUACUGGCCCGGGAUGCAUCUCGAUGCCGUGAAAGAAUUGAGAAAAUGCAGUGGCUGUCAGAGACAUGCGCCCAAGACCAUGCGCCCCAAAACUGAACUAGUACCAGUAACAACCGCAUGGCCUUUUCAACAAUGGGGCAUAAAUAUGGUAGGUCCUUUCCCAGAAGCACCAGGGGCAGUCAAAUUCAUAAUAGUCGCGGUUGAUUACUUCACCAAAUGGGUAGAGGCGAAGGCGCUUGCAUCAACCACAUCGGCAGUCGUCAAACGAUUCAUAUGGGAGCAAAUCAUAUGCCGUUUCGGCUUACCCCUCAGAAUCAUCACCGACAAUGGGACGAACUUCGCAGCAGACGACCUUGAACGAUGGUUCAAAGAACUGAACAUCGAACACACCUUCUCUUCGGUUGCCACCCACAAGUGA
Messenger RNA from Helianthus annuus (common sunflower), 1932 nucleotides. RefSeq lists its product as uncharacterized. Gene Ontology annotation, molecular function: RNA-DNA hybrid ribonuclease activity; nucleic acid binding. Bases 1 to 1932 code for a protein of 643 amino acids. The transcript has 2 exons. NCBI's taxonomy places the organism in Eukaryota, Viridiplantae, Streptophyta, Magnoliopsida, Asterales, Asteraceae. Gene Ontology annotation, biological process: DNA integration. The record is from RefSeq and is a predicted model, not a curated record.